Papilio xuthus (Asian swallowtail) is the source of this 456-nucleotide messenger RNA. RefSeq lists its product as uncharacterized. The record is from RefSeq and is a predicted model, not a curated record. Bases 48 to 407 code for a protein of 119 amino acids. NCBI's taxonomy places the organism in Eukaryota, Metazoa, Arthropoda, Insecta, Lepidoptera, Papilionidae. The transcript has 8 exons.
AUUCACAGUGUGUUCUAAUACGUUGCAUAUUUUGUUACGAAAUCAAUAUGUCGAAAAUUAGCUUGUUCACUGGAUCAGUUGUUUUAUUGGUGGCACUGGUAGUCUUCAAUCCCGUUGAAGCUGGUCGUCCUCCGCCACAGAAACGCGAACCCCUUGAUGUCAAAAAAAAACUAGAGGAGCUAUCCGAAAAGAUUGCUAAAAUACUCAAGGAGGCCAAAGAGAAGGCAGAGAAGACAGCAAAGGCCAUAGCAGCGAAAGCGUCAGAGGAAGUAAAAGAAGCGAUAAAGGACGCUAAAGAUGCUUUAGCUGCCGCGAGAAAAAUUAAUGCCAAAGUGGAAGAGGCGUUUGAGAAUUUGGCAAAGAAGAUUGAAAAAGCUAUCAGCGAUAUUGCCAAAGGAAAUAAGUGAAUUGUAAUCAACUCUACAAAGAUUGAUUUUCAAUAAAAUAAUAAGAAGA